Molecule: messenger RNA, 1119 nt
Organism: Aspergillus steynii IBT 23096
Lineage: Eukaryota; Fungi; Ascomycota; Eurotiomycetes; Eurotiales; Aspergillaceae
Exons: 3
Coding region: 1-1119 (372 amino acids)
Source: RefSeq, a predicted model, not a curated record
AUGGAGUCUUCAUACUUUGACACGAUCACCAGCAAACCGGCUUUCAAUACACAUUGUCGAGAUGGCCGCCAAAAGGACUUCUUGGACCUCAACCUCGUCGCCGCGAGUGAAUGGGGGCGCGAUCAUUUGUUUGCUUGCCGUUUAAUCCGUCGAGCGCCGCAGCGCCUCGUCCUUCCGAUCUUAGCGCCGUACACACGACCUUCGGACUUGAAAUCUUCAACUGAGAUAAUCAGCUUUGUGAACGGUCCACCGGGUCCGAGGUACAUGGCUCAAAGCGAGCACCAACUCGUACGACGCUCUGGUUGUGGUAUCUCUCUGGGGCAGAUUUGGGCGGCUUUGGCAAUGUUCAAAGGUAGCCGGGAGCGUCGCGAGAAAAAGUCACCCCCCGACAACGAUGAUGGAUCGGAUGAAGGGGAAAAAAGAGCAAAGCGUCCAAGACAAAACACUCCCCAAAAGGACUUUGUGGAUUCUCGCAAUAUUCGAGUCGGUUCCAGCAGUCCAGAGACGGAAAGCUCCCAGGAGGCAUCCUCUGUCGCCUCGCCGGAGGAUGAAACUUUACGGCUUGCCUCGUGCGUUAUUCGACACAUCCUGUACUUCGGUGCCCCUCAGGACCGUACGGAAUUACCGACUGUUGUCGAAUUUCGGGAUGCUAAAGUGAGACUCGUCGCGGAGGCCCCUAUAUCGAAACGGAAGAUAGUAGCCAUCGACGACGGAGGACUAUGCUUACGAAAGGAGUCAAACGGUGGCUUUGUACUCUCGAAAAAUCACCUGGCGAUACUAGAAGGGAAAAGACAAUUCCAAAGUUUUGAAAACGGUCGGCCGAUCGUUUCGGAUAAAUGCCUGGCCCAGAUGACUUGCGAAGCUCUUGUAGCCGGUAUCGAUAACACUCUUUAUGGAAUACAGCCACCUGGAGUGAUAGUGAUCAACGUUACCCAGCACUACAUGUGCCCCCUUCACUUUGAGAUCACGAGCGACUAUCUUAACGAUUUGGAAUCUCUCUCGCCUACCUCUUUCUUGUAUUUGGAUUCCACCCCUUGGUUUGAUUUGGACUCUACAUAUGGAAGGAAGCAGGUGGUCUCAAAUCUUUGUGGCUUGAUGCGCCGAGAGCUUCAACCCUGA